AUUGGAUGUCUCCAUGUGAGUACCUACCCCCCCAGGCCUCAUUCAUCUCUCUGUGCGAAUAAAACUAACGCUCUGCCGCCAGAUUACACGAUCGCGUGGAUGCGCGCCUAUGUCUUGCCCGAGCGGCUCGGAGGGAAGGCCACUAGGUUCACGGCGACGGGAAGUAUCGUGAACCCGACGUUUGAGCGAGACGCAUCUCGGCGCAUCUCGCGGCGGCAGCGCCUGUACCACAUCGUGGUGGAGUGCGGAGCUUGGAUUCCGGUUCUCGUCAUCUUGUCGCUGGUGGGUGGCGUCACGGGCCGGAUCCUCUACGAAGUGUACGGCGCUCCCGGUGCCAGCCGGGCCGCGCAUGACACCUUACUCCAGGUGCUGCGAGCCGUUGGCUGGCCUUCCAACUCCUGGUUCCUCACCUUGGGCGCCAACCUCACGCCCCUGGCGUACGCCUUCUUCCCGCCGGAUGUGCCGCAAAGGGAUCGUCUGAUGGGUAAGAGGGAAGAGAACGGCGCGCGGUAUCCGAAGUCCACCGAGGAGAGGGCCAAGAUGAAGUCGACACCAAGGGUCACCUCGUCCAUCUUUCAUGUCCUCUACUUUGCCUAUGUGUUCUACAACGCAGCCUUGCUCUACGCGAGCCGUUGGAUUUAAGCUGUAAUUAAUUAAUGAGCCGUCUAGGAGACUCGGGCUGCCUUUGGGCCGCCGGAAUGGGUUCGGAAGGCGAGCGCUGGAAUUGUGCAAAGAAAGGAGAAGGAAGAUAGAUGGACGAAUGGCGUCCUUUUCAUAGAUGUAUAUACCCUGAGUGUUUCGAUUGGUGGUUUGCCGUGCUGUGAAAUACCUUAAAGCUCGUGAGCUUCGAGGCUCCUGAACCCCCUUUUUGCGGUCACGCAUAUCAGGGCGAAGUACUCCAUGUUUUGAUAGUUUGCAAGAAAUCAACGGUUUCUUACGAUAGGUAAGGUAAGUAGUGAAAGAACAUUCCCCGCCUAGCGUUAUUUGGUACAGAAAUAGAUCAGAGACGGCGGUGGAGCCCGCAAUACUAGCAAGGUCAGGUAGCU
Molecule: messenger RNA, 1046 nt
Organism: Lasiosphaeria miniovina
Lineage: Eukaryota; Fungi; Ascomycota; Sordariomycetes; Sordariales; Lasiosphaeriaceae
Exons: 1
Coding region: 100-642 (180 amino acids)
Source: RefSeq, a predicted model, not a curated record